Molecule: messenger RNA, 4795 nt
Organism: Schistosoma mattheei
Lineage: Eukaryota; Metazoa; Platyhelminthes; Trematoda; Strigeidida; Schistosomatidae
Source: the annotation of a GenBank genome assembly
AUGUUUGAGACCACCGCAUUGGAUUCUGUUCUGGAGGCGCGCUAUAUAUGUGCUACGUUACACCUUCCGCAGUUGGAUGAUUCCUUCCUGACUUCAUUGCAAGAGAUGUCCACAAUCCCGAGAGAAAAUAUAUGCUCGAACUGUUUGAAACAAGCUGAUGUGCAUCUUAUAUGUGUUGAAUGUGAUUGCGUACAGCUAUGUGUUGCCUGCUACUGUUACGGUGCUGAGUCUGGAAUACACAAGAAAAAUCAUGGUUAUCGAGUUUCGAGACUAAAUUUGCUGCCACACUCUAUUCUCGAGGGUUGGAGUUCUGAGGAGGAAUUGAAUCUUCUUGAAGCAUUGGAGCAGUAUGGAAUUGGAAAUUGGGAGGAUAUAGCUUUGAAAGUGGGAACUAAAAGCUCUGAAGAAUGCAUGUAUCAUUACUGUAAUCGCUAUUUGGGUGGAGUAUUUGGCCUGGAGUUGUUGAAUGAUAAUAAAUAUCCUUCUCGAAUUACAGAUCACACAAACCGCGUAGUGUUAUCUCCUAUGCAACCACCACACUCAUCAUAUAUUGAUAUUGAAGAUCAACAGCUGUUGGGUUACAUGCCAAACCGUGGUGACUUUGAACGAGAUUAUGACAACGAUGCUGAGAGCAUACUAUGUAGAUUACAUCCCAGUUUUUCUCAUGAUGACCUAGAGGACGCUUUAAAAGUAGCACAAGUCAAUAUUUACAUGCAAAGGUUGCGUGAGCGUCAAAGGCGCAAAGAAAUUGCUUUAGAAAAACACAUUGGAAAGGAAUAUAAACCUGCCAGAAGUAAACAUCGUGGACGUCCACCAUCAUUGACAAAUAUAUCACACAACAAAUUAAAUAGUAAAAUAACACCCAUGAAAAAACUAUCCAGCAUUAAUGAAUCUUUGAGUAAAAGUUCAUCUAAAAAGCCUUCUCCAAGUAGUUGGCUUGCUGCUCCAUUUAUUGUUCAGUCAUCUGAAUUGAUAAAAGGUGCACCAAUUGUAGUCAAUAUCUCAUCGAAUGUUGUAAAUAAUCAAGUGCUAACCGAUUCCAAAAGUAUAAAUCCAACUAAUAUCUACAAAGUUGAAUCAACAAACUCAUUGGAAGAUUUCAAUGGAUUUUAUUUAAAUGAAAAAUUAAAACCAUUUCUAAGAUAUUUCACUGGUAUACAAGGGAAACAUUUUAUGGAGAAUUUGUAUAAAGAAGAAUUAAUUAAACAUGAAAUUAAAUAUUUACUUGAUUUACGAGCUAAAGGAAAAACACAAUUAAUGGGAAAUAGAAUGGAUUUUACUGAAGCAAAUAAAUUUCAUGGUAAUGUACUCAUUGAUUAGUUUUAAAGUGAUUUUUUUGAGUUCCAAUUCUUUGUCCGUUUGAUCUCUUCUUGAACUCCACAAGUUAUUGUAAGCCUUCAAAGUUGAUACCUUUGGCUGACAGUCUAGUAACAAUUAUAUAUAUAUAUAUAUAUCAGCAGUGGAAGACUUGUACUGAACGAGAACUCAGGUGGAGACAACCAAUUUAUUUAGUAGUUGAAUACAUGAGUCGUUUUAAGCUAGACCACCCUAGAAAACCUGGAAGCACUGGACGGUUGUUUCGUCCUAGUAUGGGACUCCUCAGCAGUGCAUAUUCACGAUCCUGCGUGCGGGACCCGAACACAGGACCUUGGGUGUCGCGCGUGAAUUCUUAACCUCUUGGUUACUGAGUCAGAAUCUAAUCGUGUUAAUGUUUAACUUCAAACGAUCCAUGAUAUUGUGCGACCGUCCAUUAUUGUCUUAAGUAACUGCGUCACAACUGACACGAUUUGACUCCACUGGUCACAUAUACUCACUAAGUUGGUCUAGUUUAAAUGGACUUAUGAAUUCAACUAUUAAAUGACUACAUUUUCCACAAACCCUUGUUCUGACAAUAACAAAUUUAUUAUUUAGUGAAAAGUUACCGAGUUCUUUCGUAAAAUGUAAAAACCAUACAUUAAAUACUUCAUUUGCAAAUCUCCCAUCAAGUGUCCUUUACGUCCUUCGUAAUUCUUCCAUUUCUCAGUUGCUUUAUGUAUUCCUUUCUGUUUUCUUCAGUCAAAUCUUCUCAACCUUCUUUUGAUAAGCUUUCAACUUCUGAUUGGUGUUACAUACUACUUAUGUCUGUCCACAUAAGUACCAUACAACGCAAAUUGACUACUGACAUUUUUCAACAUACAUGUCAAGUUUUAGUCUUUUAAUUGUUAUAUUAUCUGAAAUUUUUUACAGAUAAGGAGUAUGCUGCUUGUCGAUAGUAUUGAAUGCAUUGAUAUUUUUUUCGAAAGAAAGUCACAUGCAGUCUAAAUGAUUAUAUUUUUUGCUCCUAUGGGAUGUUGAUUCAGUGAAGCCUGUAGAUAGCCACCAUCCCGUCAUUUCUUUGUAUUUGUUUUUGCAGUUCUGAGCAUAUAUAAAAUUGAAUAUGAUAUGUUUUAUCUGGAGCAAUACUGCUUCUGUUACUAUAAAUAUGAUGCUCUUAACUUUUGAUUAAUUUUGCUUAUCUUUGUAUAUGGUUCAUUUAUAGUUUAUCCACAUCGGUGGUUGUAUAAUGUUAGCUACUAUAUUUUCGUUUUUUGAAAAACUUCUAAUACUAACAAGAACUCAUUUAAUACUCUUCUCAUUUAGUUUUCAAAAGACUUACUAUUCUGUGAUAGAUCUUCAUAAAUCCUAAUCUGUAUUAAAAAUUUUGGAGUAUUUGAACUUACUUGGUUGGUUAAAAGUGACUGUAAAUAUGACAUGUACUUUUUAAUAUUGUGAUGCGGCGUAACUUCAUAACACUAGGAAAAAAUUAUGCUUUGUAAUUAUCUUUAAUAAUGAGCUGACGGAAAUAAUUGAAUAGUUCAUCUAUCUGGUUGAUUAUGUAAGUUAGUUAGUUGAAUUCACAAUUCCUCAAUAUGAUCAAUUUUAUUCUAUCUGUCUAAAAUUUUGUUUAUUGAUACCGUAGAUAAUAGACAAUUUUCUCACUGACCACUUAUGUCUGUAAUACCCAUUAUAAUAAAGUCCAAUGCAUUCCGACAUAAUCAAGAUCGUAACCUAAUAAUCAUAUAUCCAUUUUUGAUGUUCGAACACGUUUCACGUAUAGUAUCUUAGAAGCUUUCAAAUUAAACAUGACUUCCUUGAUAUUGAGAAUACAUGGAAUAUACUUUAAAGAUAAUUCAUUUAUGGAAUAAUACUAUAAAUCGAAUGAUAUUUAUAUUGAAUUUAACACAGAAUCAAAUAUGGUGGAAACGAUUCAUCAUUGAUAAUCUUACUAUAGUUUUCUAUAAUGGUUACUCUAUAGGUGAAAUGAAAUCAAUAAAAGCUGAAUAAACGUGACCAAUUAUUUUUGUUUAUUUAUACAAAUAGUCAUUAAUUAAUUAAUUAUUAAAUAAAGUCAAUGUACAAAUAGUUACCUACAUUGUUGUAAUUCAUAAAAUAAAAUUCAUAGUUUUAAUCAAAAGUUAUAAAUUUUUUUGUGUUAUUAUAUUUAUUAGGUCAUUAACUAAUGCUAAUUCAUCUCUCUGCUUUUUUAUGCAAUAUUAUAAACUAUAUUAUUUUUUAUACAAGUGUAGUAUGCCUGAACACCGAUUACCACGACGCGCAAUGCUAACUAGUGUUGGAGAUGGUUGGAAGAGAGUUAGGGGUGGCCAAACAAAAACGUGGCAUCAGUGCUUGAAGUCACUAACCUCUGGUCUGAGAUUACUUGGUUGGGGUCCGCGUGACUAUCGUAACCAAUGGUUGGAAACUCUUGGUGAUAUGGCCCAGAAUCUAUCACUCUUUGUCUUCCUUUAAACUACGAGAUUAAAAUCGCUUCAUAUCUUUCUUUCUACGAACUAAUUCUUUCUUCCUGUACUAUAUCCUUAUAUGCAAUCUUUAUUUAAUAUAUUACCAUCACUGAAUUAACUACUUCUGUGAAUUCGGUGUUCAUCUUGUUGUGCUAAUGAGAUAUGACAACUUGGACCGAUGCAUAUAUGUGCCUGGUUCUACGUUGUAGCUGACUGACUGAGUAGUGACUUAGUGGUUAAUUUGUUUGAUAUUCAGACUCUAGGUCUUAGGUUCGAACCCCGUCUCAUCUACUUUAAUUUGGACAACUAGUUAGUGCUUUCGCUAACACUCAUAUUUGCUGUGUGAAUCGAAGCUAAAUACGCGAAUUAUUACCCAGUAAUAGUUUAAAAGUAGUGAUAAUUGUACUUUUAGUUAACACUUCAUUAAUUUGAUUAGUUAGUCAGUUUUAUCUCUUCAUUUAACUUUGUUUUAAAUGUAAAAUAACGUAUAAAGGUAUAAAAAUCAAAUUCCCACCAUUGAAAAGUUCCAUAUAUCAUCAACACCAUAUACAACGACAACAAAAUAUCUCUGGUCAAAGUACCGAGCAACAAACACGUCAGUUACAUCACAACGUGAAGAAGAGACGUAAACAUCUAAAUACACCUUGGUAUAUGAAAAUGCAGCGUAAAGUUAAACAAUGUAAAUAAACGUUUUAUAAAAUGAGGAUGAUAAUCAUUCUCUCUCUCUCAUACAACUUUUUGUUUUGCUUUUAUUGAUUAACUAUAACUAACUUUAUGUAUAUUUAUUAUGUAGAACCCAGAAGAGAUUCAAUUUUUAUCUCAAUUCUAUGUCUAGUUGUAUACAAGAUUCAAUUUAUCUUUCUUCUUGCAUUUACUACUACAAUAUUAUAAUUCUGAUUAUCAUUAUUUUCUAUUUUGGGUUAUUUAAAGGCUAAAAUAAGAAAGAAAAUGUAUUUUAUUCUUAUUGUACUGUUAUUAUUACUAUUAUUCCUAUCAAAAUAUGUAUUGUUUAUCUUUUGCAAUAAAACUUACUUACC